AAAAUAAUCUUUCUCGAUAAAAUAGGUUGAUUAAGAUAAAAUUGUAUCCCUUAAGAGCCGUACAGGCACCUUUUGAUGUAUACGGUUCAACAAAAAUUGUCAAAAAAAAAAAAAAAAUCAAUGUGUAGAUUCCAGCCAUCCUUCAUUGUUUCUAGUGGGCCUUUUCUAAUGUUGAGAAUUGGAUGCGGUCUUCUUCUUCUUCUUCCCACAUUGGUGCUUUGUGCAGUGUCUAAUAAUCACCGAGUCCCAAUAGCUUCUGCUUUCGCCUUUCCCUAAUUCCCUUUCUCUCGCUUUCUUUGUUGUUUUGUUUGCUAUUUUCCCCUUUCUGGAGAUCGCGGCUUUCAGCCCACUCAUCUGGUAAUUUUCUAUCUGUUUCAUUUUCCUUUUGCUUGAUCCAUUUUUCUUCUUUGAAGGAAUGGAAGAAGACUCGGAAAGAAAUUUUCAAGAUGUCCCUUUGCGUCCUGCUCCUGGCCACAUGGAGGGUGGUGGAUUGGUUGGAGAUCACUCCGGCCUGCCAUCUUUGUGUACUCUAUGCCGGAGAAGUCUUGCACCUGAAUAUGAGGCAACAUUCGAUCUCGAAACCGUUGGUCUCUGUGGAGACUGCAAAUUUUUGUUGCUUGAGGAUCUCGGUACACCUCCUCAAGACUCUAAUAGAAGAAGAAGAAGAAGAAGGAAUCGGCAAAGCAGUUCUGAAUCAAUUGAAAAUCUUUUCUCCCAACAGUUCUUACAAAUGAUUAAUUCGUUGAGGCAGAACCAAUCCACUGUCUCUGGCUCCGAGGAUCCAAUUAUGGAUGGUGGUUCCGGUGCAAGGUCUUUACGACGUAGUAGUUCACGUACAACUCCUAGUGGUUCUAGAAGAUGGGGGCGUGUUAUAUCUGAUUCUGAAAGUGAUGGUUUUGAUCAUCUGGAUUCCUUUUAUGGUGAGAAUGAAUCAAAUGUUAGUUUCGGUCGGUACAGGGUUUUUCGGGGUGAGAGUGAUGCAAUAUCUUUCAGUACUUAUGGAGGGGAUUCGGAUGCUUCUAUGGAUGAACACAGUUUCCUGGAUACAGAAAUAUUCGUUCAAGCUGAGAGGAGUGAUACUAACAGUGAUAGCGACACUGAUAUUGAUCCAAUGCAUGCUGGUCUGAACCAAUGGAUCUGGGAUGAACCUGAAGAAGAUGAAGAUGGUGAGUGGGAAGAAGAAGAUGCUGAAGAAUAUGUGGUUGGACAUGCUAGAACUGGACUUAUAAAUUUGUUUUCUUCAAAUACAAAUGAAACCACUCUCCCUAUUUUUAAUUUGCGUCGCUCCAGAGCUGGCUUUUACCAACUUCUUGACCAUCUGACUGAGACUGAUGGCUCUAGAAGAGGAGCAACUCCUGCAUCUUCAUCUUUUGUGAAUAAUCUGCCUCGUGUCGCUGUCAGUGAUGAACAUGAGAACUCUGAUGGUUUGGCCUGUGCAAUCUGCAAGGAUGUUUUGCCUGUUGGCAUUGAAGUAAACCAGCUUCCUUGCCUUCACGUCUAUCACCCUUCUUGUAUCUUGCCAUGGUUGAGUGCACGGAAUUCAUGCCCCCUUUGCCGCUAUGAGCUUCCUACUGAUGACAAAGAUUAUGAAGAGGGGAAGCAACACAUGAAUAAUAGGAUGGAGAUGCAAGAAAUCCAGCGGCAAAAUGCUAGUGAAGAUAAUUCAUCUGAGGAUUCUGAUGAAGCUGAAGCAGAUGAAGCUUGCGAACUUGGUCCAUGUGAAUUACAUGAUGUGCCACAUGUGGGUCCUACCAUUAGUUGCUCUGCCAGGGAGAGUGGUAGAGACUGGCUAUUUCGCGCAGCUGUGCCCAUUGCUGGUAUUGUUGGUGUUGUUCUCGUCUUAUGUUUGGGCAAGCCACUAAUUGGAAGAAGAGGAUCAAUAGGUGAUUGCAAUCUACCUUCAUGGGGCCAGCAUCAAAUUCAGGUUUCGAAUACAUCAUCACUAAACCAAAGGGGCAGCAGAGGCAGGAGAUGGUGGUCUCUCUUUUGAGAAGCUUCAGUAAUCCGGUGGGUAAUUACCCUUCCCCCACUAUUCAAAUUAAGUCUUCAUAUUCUAACUUCACCCCGCGAAUUAUUGUGAGUGCCACCCCUGCCAUUGCAGUUCCGCAUUAUUAUGAUAGUUUUAUCAAUAUUUUGGUUUGUUGUGUAUGCUUUUAAUCUCAAUUUCUGGCCUUGAUAGUAGAAUUGGAUAUGAUUAUAGUUUCCUACCUCAAGUGUGCUUGUGCUUAUGCAAGAUUUUUUUUUCCCAGUUUGCUUGCUUUGAUUGAUUAUCAGUAACUGGAAACUGAGUUGGGCUUAAAUGAA
Messenger RNA from Hibiscus syriacus, 2304 nucleotides. RefSeq lists its product as uncharacterized. The transcript is spliced from 2 exons. Gene Ontology annotation, biological process: protein ubiquitination. The record is from RefSeq and is a predicted model, not a curated record. Gene Ontology annotation, molecular function: ubiquitin protein ligase activity. Bases 416 to 1990 code for a protein of 524 amino acids. Lineage: Eukaryota; Viridiplantae; Streptophyta; Magnoliopsida; Malvales; Malvaceae. Gene Ontology annotation, cellular component: cytoplasm.